AUUACAGCCCAGAGCAGCCUCAGAGUUAUCCGACUGGAUCAAGAUUGGAGAUCUGACUUCCAAAAAUGGUCAUCUUUUUGUAAACCUUCAAUCAAAAGGCUUAAAAGGAGGAGGUCGAUUUGGUCAAACAACUCCACCACUUGUUGAUUUUCUCAAGGAUAUUUUAAGAAGAUAUCCUGAAGGAGGACAGAUUCUUAAGGAAUUGAUUCAGAAUGCAGAAGAUGCUGGGGCCACAGAAGUUAAAUUUUUGUACGAUGAAACUCAGUAUGGAACAGAGACCCUUUGGUCAGAAGACAUGGCUCAGUAUCAGGGGCCAGCUCUCUACGUGUACAACAAUGCGGUUUUCACCCCGGAGGACUGGCAUGGCAUUCAGGAAAUAGCAAGGAGCAGGAAGAAGGACGACCCUUUGAAGGUUGGAAGAUUUGGAAUUGGGUUUAAUUCUGUCUAUCAUAUAACAGAUGUUCCUUGUAUCUUCAGUGGUGACCAGAUUGGGAUGUUAGAUCCUCAUCAAACUCUUUUUGGUCCACAUGAAUCAGGCCAAUGUUGGAAUCUCAAAGAUGAUAGCAAAGAAAUUAGCAAGCUUUCAGACCAGUUUGCACCAUUUAUUGGGAUUUUUGGAAGCACCAAGGAAACAUUUAUAAAUGGCAGUUUUCCAGGAACAUUUUUCCGUUUCCCUCUUCGCCUUCAACCCUCCCAGCUUAGUAGCAACCUCUACGAUAAGCAGAAGGUUCUUGAGUUGUUUGAGUCUUUCAAGGCAGAUGCAGACACGGUGCUGCUCUUUCUGAAAAGCGUGCAGGAUGUCUCCUUAUAUGUCCGCGAGGCCAGUGGAACAGAGAAGCUGGUGUUCAGAGUGAGCGCUCGUGAGGGCGGGGCCCUGGGACGUGAGCGGCCGGAUUCUGUGAAGAUCCUGGGAGGCGCCAUAAGUGACUACUGUGAGAAGAUCCCCAGCGGCAGCGUAACCGUUGUGACGUACCCUGUAGACAUAGCUGUAGAAGAUGGGAGUGCCACGGGCGCGCAGGAGGCGUCUUGGCUGGUGUGCAACAGUGUGGGCGGGCGAGGGAUUAGCAGUAAACUCGAUUCGCUAGCUGAUGAGCUGAAAUUCGUCCCCGUCAUUGGCAUCGCCAUGCCUUUAUCAAGCAGAGAGGAUGGAGAGGAAGGAGCAGUGUCCGGGUUCUCAGGGAAAGCCUUCUGUUUCCUUCCUUUACCGCCCGGGGAGGAGAGUAAGACGGGCCUCCCGGUUCACGUCAGUGGGUUCUUCGGCCUGACGGACAACCGCAGGAGCAUCAAGUGGAGGGAGCUGGACCAGUGGAGGGACCCGGCUGCCCUGUGGAAUGAGCUGCUCGUCGUGAGCGUGGUCCCAGGGGCCUAUGCUGCCCUGGUCCUGGAUGCCAUCAGACGCCUGCAGGCGGUGAGCCCCCCCGGCCUGCCGCUGUCGGUGGCCAGCGUCUACGGGCUCUGGCCCGACACGGACCAGGUCAGGGCGCACUGGCAGCCUGUGCUGGGGCCCCUGUUCAGCGAGCUCUUCCAGCACGCGGUCCUUCACUCUGCCAGCGGCCACUGGGUCAGGCUGGAGCAGGCAUGCUUCUCCGAGCUGGACGAAAGCCUGGAGUACACGCAGUCCGUGCUCAGCUACCUCCAGAGCUCCGGGAAGCAGGUGGUCAAAGUGCCGGCCCACGUGGCCGCGGCCGUCGGGCUGGCAGCUCCCAGCACCAGGCCGGUGCAGAAGGUGACGCCCGCCUGGACGCGGCAGGUGCUGCGGAAGGCCGCGCACGCAGGCAGCGCCACGGAGAAGCUGCACCUCCUGGAGUUCGUGCUUGCCGACCGCGCCUACAGCGAGCUGCUUGGGCUGGAGCUGCUGCCUCUGCAGAACGGCAGCUUUGUUCCCUUCUCCUCCUCUGUGUCCGAUCAAGACGUCGUUUACAUUACCUCAGAAGACUACCCACGGUCCCUUUUCCCAGGUCUUGAAGGAAGAUUUAUUUUGGAUAACUUGAAGCCUCACCUUUUAGCUGCUUUAAAGGAAGCUGCCCAAACCCGAGCACAACAGCUUCUCUGGGGAUAUUCAGGAAGACCAUGUACUCAGCUGCAGCUUCUAAAUCCAGAUCGUUUUGCACGUCUUAUCAAAGAAGUAGUGAAUACGUUCUGGCCUGGCAGAGAGUUGAUCGUCCAGUGGUAUCCAUUUGAUGAAGACAAAAAUCACCCGCCUGUUUCAUGGCUUAAAAUGGUUUGGAAGAAUCUCUAUAUACAUUUUUCAGAGGAUCUGACUUUAUUUGAUGAGAUGCCACUUAUCCCUAGAACUGCGCUAGAAGAAGGUCAGACGUGCGUGGACCUCGUUAGACUCAGGAUUCCAUCCCUAGUCAUCUUAGAGGACGAAUCUGAAGCACAGCUUCCCGAAUUCCUAGCAGACAUUGUACAGAAACUUGGAGGGAUUGUUCUCAAAAAAUUAGAUGCCUCCAUACAACAUCCACUUAUUAAAAAAUACAUUCACUCGCCAUCACCGAGUGCUGUUCUGCAGAUAAUGGAGAAGAUGCCUUUGCAAAAACUCUGUAACCAGAUAGCUUCGCUCCUUCCAACGCACAAGGACGCCCUGAGGGAGUUCUUGGCCAGCUUAACUGACAGCAGUGAAAAGGAGAAAAGAAUCAUUCAGGAACUGACAAUAUUCAAGCGAAUUAAUCACUCAUCCAGUCAGGGAGUUUCCUCUUACACAAAACUGAAAGGCUGCAGGGUCUUGCACCACAUGGCAAAGCUGCCGGCGGACCUGCGGCUCUCGGUCUCCGUCAUCGACAGCAGCGACGAGGCGACCAUCCGCUUGGCAAACCUGCUGAAAGUAGAGAAGUUAAAGACUACCAGUUGCUUAAAGCUUAUUUUAAAAGACCUUGAAAAUGCAUUUUAUUCACAUGAAGAGAUGGCUCACCUCAUGUUAUGGGUCCUUGAGAAUCUAUCCUCCUUGAAAAAUGAGAAUCCAAAUGUGCUUGAUUGGUUGAUACCAUUAAAAUUCAUUCAGGUCUCACAGGAACGGAUGGUCUCAGCCGGUGAGCUCUUUGAUCCGGAUAUACAAGUAUUAAAGGAUCUCUUCUACAACGAAGAGGAAACGUGUUUCCCACCACCGGCUUUUACCUCACCAGAUGUUCUCCACUCUUUAAGACAGAUUGGUUUAAAAAAUGAAGCCAGUCUCAGAGAGAAAGAUGUUGUGCAAGUGGCGAAAAAAAUCGAAGCCUUACAGGUCAGUUCUUGUCCAAAUCAGGACAUUCUUCUAAAGAAAGCCAAAACCCUCUUACAGGUUUUAAAUAAGAACCACGCCUUGUUGCAGUCGACUGAAGGAAAGAUGACACUGAAGAAAAUAAAGUGGGUUCCAGCUUGCAAGGAAAGGCCUCCAAAUUACCCAGGCUCUCUAGUCUGGAGAGGAGAUCUCUGUGACCUUUGUGCACCACCGGAUAUGUGUGACGCGGCCCAUGCGAUUCUGGUGGGCUCGUCACUUCCUCUUGUCGAGAGCGUCCACGUAAACUUGGAAAAAUCGUUAGGGAUCGUCACAGAACCUAGCGUCAGUGCUGUCUUACAGCACUUUAAGAUGGUUGUUGACUGGUACACCUCGAAAACCUUUAGUGAUGAAGACUACUACCAGUUCCAGCAUAUUUUGCUUGAAAUUUAUGGAUUUAUGCAUGACCAUUUAAAUGAAGGGAAAGAUGCUUUCAGAGCCUUAAAAUUUCCAUGGGUUUGGACUGGCAAAAAGUUUUGUCCCCUUGCCCAAGCUGUGAUAAAACCGUUCCAUGAUCUUGACCUUCAGCCUUAUUUGCAUAGUGUGCCUAAAACCAUGGCAAAAUUCCACCAGCUGUUUAAGGUCUGUGGUUCAAUAGAAGAGUUGACAUCAGAUCAUAUUUCCAUGGUCAUUCAGAAGAUAUAUCUCAAAAGUGGCCAAGAUCUCAGUGACCAAGAAAGCAAGCAGCAUCUUCAUCUUAUGCUGAGCAUCAUCAGAUGGCUGUACAGCAAUCAGAUCCCAGCAAGCCCCAACACACCAGUUCCUGUACAUCACAGCAAGGACCCUUCUAAACUUAUCAUGAAGCCAAUUCACGAGUGCUGCUACUGUGACAUCAAAGUUGACGACCUUAAUGACCUACUGGAAGAUUCAGUGGAACCAAUCAUUCUGGUGCAUGAGGACAUCCCCAUGAAAACUGCAGAGUGGCUGAAAGUCCCAUGCCUCAGCACGAGACUGAUCAAUCCCGAGAACAUGGGAUUCGAGCAGUCAGGACAAAGAGAACCACUUACUGUAAGAAUUAAAAAUAUUCUGGAAGAAUACCCAUCAGUGUCAGAUAUUUUUAAAGAGCUACUUCAAAAUGCAGAUGAUGCAAACGCAACGGAGUGCAGCUUCAUGAUUGACAUGCGAAGAAACAUGGACAUUAGAGAGAACCUCCUAGACCCGGGAAUGGCAGCUUGUCACGGGCCAGCGCUCUGGUCAUUCAAUAAUUCUGAGUUCUCCGACUCAGACUUUGUGAACAUAACUAGGUUAGGAGAAUCCUUAAAAAGGGCAGAAGUUGACAAAGUUGGAAAAUUUGGUCUGGGAUUUAAUUCCGUGUACCACAUCACUGACAUCCCCAUCAUCAUGAGUCGAGAAUUCAUGAUAAUGUUUGAUCCAAACAUAAACCAUAUCAGUAAGCACAUUAAAGACAAAUCUAAUCCUGGGAUCAAAAUUAAUUGGAGUAAGCAACAGAAAAGACUUAGGAAAUUUCCUAAUCAGUUCAAACCAUUUAUAGACGUGUUUGGCUGUCAGUUACCCUUGACUGUAGAAGCACCUUACAGCUACAGUGGGACUCUUUUCCGACUGUCCUUUAGAACUCAACAGGAGGCAAAAGUGAGCGAAGUUAGCAGUACCUGCUACAACACAGCAGAUAUCUACUCUCUUGUGGAUGAAUUUAGUCUCUGCGGACACAGGCUUAUCAUUUUCACUCAGAGUGUAAACUCAAUGUAUUUAAAGUACUUGAAAAUUGAGGAAACCAAUCCCAGCUUAGCACAAGAUACAAUAAUAAUUAAAAAGAAGUCGUGCUCUUCUAAAGCACUGACUGCACCAGUCUUAAGUGUUUUAAAAGAGGCUGCUAAGCUCAUGAAGACUUGCGGCAGCAGUAACAAAAAGCUUCCCACUGAUGCACCCAAGUCGUCUUGCAUCCUUCAGAUCACAGUGGAAGAAUUUCACCAUGUGUUCAGAAGGAUUGCUGACUUACAGUCCCCGCUUUUUAGGGGUCCGGAUGACGACCCAGCGACUCUCUUCGAAAUGGCUAAGUCUGGCCAAUCCAAAAAGCCAUCGGAUGAGUUGCCACAAAAAACAGUGGAAUGUACCACGUGGCUUAUAUGUACCUGUAUGGAUACAGGAGAGGCUCUCAGGUUCUCCCUGAGUGAGAGUGGGAGGCGGCUGGGGCUGGUUCCUUGUGGGGCUGUAGCAGUUUUUCUGGCUGAGAUCCAGGACCAAAAGUGGGCUGUGAGACCACAGGCUGGAGAGGUGUUUUGCUAUUUACCCCUACGAAUAAAAACAGGAUUGCCAGUUCACAUCAACGGGUGCUUUGCUGUUACUUCAAAUAGAAAAGAGGUCUGGAAGACAGACACAAAAGGCCGCUGGAAUGCCACCUUCAUGAGACACGUCGUCGUGAAGGCUUACUUGGAGGCACUCGGCGUCCUCCGGGACCUGGCCGCCAGCGGGGAGCUAGUGGGUUAUACUUACUAUGCAGUGUGGCCUGAUCCUGACUCAGUUCACGACGAUUUUUCUGUCAUUUGUCAAGGGUUUUAUGAAGAUAUAGCUCACGGAAAAGGGAAGGAAUUGACAAGAGUCUUCUCUGACGGAUCCACAUGGGUUUCCAUGAAGAAUGUGAGAUUUCUAGACGAUUCUAUACUUAACAGGAGAGAUGUGGGUCCAGCGGCCUUCAAAAUAUUUCUGAAAUACCUCAAGAAGACUGGGUCAAAAAACCUUUGUGCUGUUGAACUUCCUUCUUCAGUAAAAUUAGGAUUUGAAGAAGCCGGCUGCAAACAGAUACUGCUUGAAAAUACGUUUUCAGAGAAACAGUUUUUUUCAGAAGUGUUUUUUCCAAAUAUUCAAGAAAUUGAAGCAGAACUCAGAGAUCCUUUAAUGAAUUUUGUUCUAAAUGAAAAAAUCGAUGAGUUCUCGGGAAUUCUUCGCGUCACUCCAUGUAUUCCUUGCUCUUUGGAGGGGCAUCCUUUGGUUUUACCAUCAAGAUUAAUCCACCCUGAAGGACGAGUUGCAAAGUUAUUUGAUAUUAAAGAUGGACGAUUUCCUUAUGGCUCUACUCAGGAUUAUCUAAAUCCUAUUAUUUUGAUUAAAUUAGUUCAGUUAGGUAUGGCGAAAGAUGACAUUUUAUGGGAUGACAUGCUAGAACGGGCAGAGUCAGUAGCCGAAAUUAAUAAAAGUGAUCAUGGCGCUGCUUGUCUAAGAAGUAGCAUCCUUCUAAGUCUUAUUGAUGAAAAACUUAAAAUAAGGGACCCCAGAGCAAAGGACUUUGCUCCAAAAUAUCAAACAAUCCCCUUUCUUCCAUUUCUGACAAAACCAGCAGGUUUUUCUUUGGACUGGAGAGGUAACAGUUUUAAGCCUGAAACCAUGUUUGCAGCAACCGACCUUUAUACAGCUGAACAUCAAGAUAUAAUUUGUCUUCUGCAACCAAUUCUAAAUGAAAAUUCACAUUCCUUCAGAGGUUGUGGUUCAGUGCCUUUGGCUGUGAAAGAGUUUUUGGGAUUACUAAGGAAGCCAACAGUGGACCUGGUUGUAAACCAGUUGAAAAAAGUUGCAAAAUCAGUUGAUGAUGGAAUUACAUUGUACCAGGAGACCAUCACCAACGCUUGCUACAAAUACCUUCAUGAAGCAAUGAUGCAAAGUGACAUUGCUAAGGCAUCAAUUAUUGAAAAGCUAAAAACCUUUAGUUUUAUUCUAGUUGAGAAUGCGUAUGUUGACUCAGAAAAAGUUUCUUUUCAUUUGAAUUUUGAAGCAGCCCCAUACCUUUACCAGUUGCCUAAUAAAUAUAAAAAUAAUUUCCGUGAACUUUUUGAAAGUGUGGGUGUGAGGCAGUCUUUUACUGUUGAAGAUUUUGCCCUUGUUUUGGAAUUUAUUGACCAAGAAAGAGAAACAAAGCAAAUAACAGAAGAGAAUUUUCAGCUUUGCCGGCGAAUAAUUAGUGAAGGAAUAUGGAGUCUCAUUAGAGAAAAGAAACAAGAAUUUUGUGAGAAAAAUUAUGGCAAAAUAUUAUUGCCAGAUACUAAUCUUAAGCUUCUCCCUGCAAAAUCUUUAUGCUACAAUGAUUGUCCUUGGAUAAAAGUAAAGGAUACCACUGUGAAAUAUUGUCACGCCGAUAUACCCAGGGAAGUAGCUGUAAAACUAGGAGCAGUUCCAAAGCGACACAAAGCCUUGGAGAGGUAUGCGUCCAACAUCUGUUUCACAACCCUCGGCACUGAAUUUGGACAGAAAGAAAAACUGACCAGCAGAAUUAAGAGUAUCCUUAAUGCCUAUCCUUCAGAAAAGGAAAUGUUGAAAGAACUUCUUCAAAAUGCUGAUGAUGCAAAGGCCACAGAAAUCUGUUUUGUGUUUGACCCUAGGCAGCAUCCAGUUGAUAGAAUAUUUGAUGAUAAGUGGGCCCCUUUGCAGGGGCCAGCGCUGUGUGUGUAUAACAACCAACCUUUUACAGAAGAUGAUGUCAGAGGAAUCCAGAAUCUUGGAAAAGGCACCAAAGAAGGAAACCCUUGUAAAACUGGACAGUAUGGGAUAGGCUUCAAUUCUGUCUAUCAUAUUACAGACUGCCCAUCUUUUAUCUCUGGCAACGACAUCCUGUGUAUUUUUGAUCCUCAUGCCAGAUACGCACCAGGAGCCACAUCCGUUAGUCCUGGACGCAUGUUCAGAGAUUUGGAUGCAGAUUUUCGGACACAGUUCUCAGAUGUUCUGGAUCUUUAUUUGGGAACCCACUUUAAACUGGAUAAUUGCACAAUGUUUAGAUUUCCUCUUCGUAAUGCAGAAAUGGCAAAAGUUUCAGAAAUUUCUUCAGUCCCAUCAUCAGACAGAAUGGUCCAGAAUCUUUUGGACAAAUUGCGGUCUGAUGGGGCAGAGCUUUUAAUGUUUCUUAAUCACAUGGAGAAAAUUUCUAUUUGUGAAAUAGAUAAAGCUACUGGAGCUCUAAACGUGCUGUAUUCUGUAAAGGGUAAAAUCACUGAUGGAGACAGACUGAAAAGGAAACAGUUUCAUGCAUCUGUAAUUGACAGUGUUACUAAAAAGAGGCAGCUCAAAGACAUACCAGUUCAACAGGUAACCUACACUAUGGAUACUGAAGACUCGGAAGGAAACCUUACUACUUGGCUCAUUUGUAACAGGUCAGGUUUCUCAGCCAUGGAAAAAGUAUCCAGGAGCGUUGUGUCAGCUCACAAGAACCAGGACAUCACUCUCUUCCCACGGGGUGGGGUGGCUGCCUGCAUUACUCACAACUACAAGAAACCCCACAGGGCCUUCUGUUUUCUGCCCCUCUCUUUAGAGACGGGGUUGCCCUUUCACGUGAACGGCCACUUUGCUCUCGAUUCGGCUCGGAGGAAUCUGUGGCGGGACGAUAAUGGGGUCGGCGUUCGAAGCGACUGGAACAGCAGCCUGAUGACGGCCCUGAUCGCUCCUGCCUAUGUCGAAUUACUAAUCCAGCUGAAAAAGCGGUAUUUCCCCGGUUCCGACCCAACCUUAUCAGUUUUACAGAACACGCCUAUUCAUGUUGUAAAGGACACUUUAAAAAAGUUUUUAUCAUUUUUCCCAGUGAACAGGCUUGAUCUACAGCCAGAUCUGUAUUGUCUAGUGAAAGCACUUUACAGUUGCAUUCACGAAGACAUGAAACGUCUCCUGCCUGUUGUUCGGGCUCCAAAUAUUGAUGGCUCUGAUUUGCACUCUGCAGUUAUAAUCACUUGGAUUAAUAUGUCUACUUCCAAUAAAAUGAGACCCUUUUUUGACAAUUUACUGCAGGAUGAAUUACAGCACCUUAAGAAUGCAGAUUAUAAUAUCACAACGCGCAAAACAGUGGCAGAGAAUGUCUACAGACUGAAACACCUGCUUUUAGAAAUUGGCUUCAACCUGGUUUAUAACUGUGAUGAAACUGCUAAUCUGUAUCACUGUCUUAUAGAUGCUGACAUUCCUGUUAGUUAUGUCACUCCUGCUGACGUUAGAUCUUUUUUAAUGACGUUUUCCUCUCCCGAUACCAACUGCCACAUUGGCAAGCUGCCUUGUCGCCUCCAGCAGACUAACCUGAAACUUUUUCACAGUCUGAAACUUCUAGUGGAUUAUUGUUUUAAGGAUGCAGAAGAAAAUGCGAUUGAAGUGGAGGGGCUGCCCCUUCUCAUUACACUGGACAGCGUUUUGCAAACGUUUGAUGCAAAACGACCCAAGUUUCUCACAACAUACCAUGAAUUGAUUCCAUCCCGCAAAGACUUGUUCAUGAAUACAUUGUAUCUGAAAUACAGUAAUAUUUUAUUAAACUGUAAAGUUGCAAAAGUGUUUGACAUUUCCAGCUUUGCAGACCUGUUAUCCUCUGUAUUGCCUCGUGAAUAUAAGACCAAAAAUUGUACAAAGUGGAAAGACAAUUUUGCAAGUGAGUCUUGGCUUAAGAAUGCAUGGCAUUUUAUCAGCGAAUCUGUAAAUGUGAAAGAAGACCAAGAAGAGACACAGCCAACCUUUGACCUUGUGGUUGACACCCUAAAAGACUGGGCCUUGCUCCCUGGGACAAAGUUUACUGUUUCAGCCAAUCAGCUCGUAGUUCCUGAAGGUGAUGUUCUGCUUCCUCUGAGCCUCAUGCACAUCGCGGUUUUCCCAAAUGCCCAGAGUGACAAGGUUUUUCAUGCUCUCAUGAAGGCUGGCUGUAUUCAGCUUGCUUUGAACAAAAUCUGCUCCAAAGACAGUGCCUUUGCUCCUCUGUUAUCAUGUCACACGGCAAACAUAGAGAGCCCCACAAGCAUUUUGAAGGCUCUGCAUUAUAUGGUCCAAACUUCAACAUUUAGAACAGAAAAAUUAGUAGAAAAUGACUUUGAAGCACUUCUGAUGUAUUUCAACUGCAAUUUGAAUCACUUGAUGUCCCAAGAUGACAUAAAAAUUUUAAAGUCCCUUCCAUGCUACAAAUCCAUUAGUGGUCGCUAUAUGAGCAUUGCAAAAUUUGGAACAUGCUAUGUGCUUACGAAAAGUAUUCCGUCAGCUGAAGUGGAAAAGUGGACACAGUCAUCCUCUUCUGCAUUUCUAGAGGAAAAAAUGCACUUAAAAGAACUGUAUGAAGUGCUCGGUUGUGUACCUGUAGACGAUCUGGAGGUGUAUCUGAAACACCUCUUACCAAAAAUUGAAAAUCUCUCUUAUGAUGCGAAAUUAGAGCAUUUGAUCUAUCUUAAGAACAGAUUAUCAAGUGUUGAGGAAUUGUCAGAGAUCAAGGAGCAACUUUUUGAAAAACUGGAAAGUUUACUGAUAAUCUAUGAUGCUAACAGUCGACUAAAGCAAGCCAAACAUUUCUAUGAUAGAACUGUGAGAGUUUUUGAAGUUAUGCUUCCUGAAAAAUUGUUUAUUCCUAAGGACUUCUUUAAAAAAUUGGAACAACUUAUAAAACCCAAAAACCAAGUUGCAUUUAUGACAUCCUGGGUGGAAUUCUUAAGAAAUAUUGGACUCAAACAUGUGCUUUCUCAGCAGCAGUUGUUGCAGUUCGCCAAGGAAGUCAGUGUGAGAGCUAAUACUGAAAACUGGUCCAAAGAAACACUGCAAAAUACAGUCGAUAUCCUCCUGCAUCAUAUCUUCCAAGAACGGAUGGACUUGCUAUCUGGAAAUUUUCUGAAAGAACUGUCUUUGAUACCAUUCUUAUGUCCUGAGCGGGCCCCUGCUGAAUUCAUUCGAUUUCAUCCUCAGUAUCAAGAGGUAAAUGGAACACUUCCUCUUAUAAAGUUCAAUGGAGCACAGGUCAAUCCCAAAUUCAAGCAGUGUGAUGUGCUACAGCUGUUAUGGACAUCCUGCCCUAUUCUUCCAGAGAAAGCCACACCCUUGAGUAUCAGAGAACAGGAGGGGAGUGAGCUUGGCCCACAAGAACAACUGGAACAGGUUCUAAGCCUGCUUAACGUCAACUUGGACCCGCCCCUUGAUAAGGUCAUUAAUAACUGCAGAAACAUAUGCAACAUCACAACUUUGGAUGAAGAAAUGGUAAAAACUAGAGCAAAGGUCUUAAGGAGCAUUUACGAAUUUCUUAGUGCAGACAAAAGGGAGUUCCGUUUUCAGCUGCGGGGGGUUGCUUUCGUGAUGGUGGAAGAUGGCUGGAAACUUCUGAAGCCGGAGGAGGUGGUGAUAAAUCUGGAGUACGAGUCCGAUUUUAAACCUUACCUGUACAAGCUACCUCUGGAACUCGGCACCUUCCACCAGUUGUUCAAGCUCCUGGGCACUGAAGACAUCAUUUCAACUAAGCAGUACGUUGAAGUGCUGAGCCGCAUAUUCAAAAACUCCGAAGGAAAACAGUUAGAUCCUAACGAGAUGCGUACCGUGAAGAGAGUAGUCUCUGGCUUGUUCAGGAGUCUGCAGAACGACUCCGUCAAGGUGCGGGGUGAUCUGGAGGGCGUCCGGGACCUGGCUCUCUACCUGCCGAGCCAGGACGGCAGGCUGGUGAAGUCCAGCAUCCUGGUGUUUGACGAUGCGCCGCACUACAAGAGCAGGGUCCAGGGGAACAUCGGCGUGCAGAUGCUGGUGGAUCUCAGCCAGUGCUACCUGGGGAAGGACCACGGCUUCCACACCAAGCUCAUCAUGCUCUUCCCCCAGAAGCUCAGGCCGCGUCUGCUGAGCAGCAUCCUUGAAGAGCAGCUGGAUGAGGAGACCCCCAAAGUCUGCCAGUUUGGAGCCCUGUGCUCUCUGCAGGGAAGGCUGCAGUUGCUCUUGUCCUCUGAACAGUUCAUCACCGGCCUGAUCAGAAUCAUGAAGCACGAGAACGAUAAUGCUUUCCUGGCCAAUGAGGAAAAAGCCAUACGACUUUGCAAAGCCCUAAGGGAAGGACUGAAAGUGUCCUGUUUCGAGAAGCUUCAAACAACGUUAAGAGUUAAGGGUUUUAAUCCUAUUCCCCACAGCAGGAGUGAAACGUUUGCUUUUCUGAAGAGGUUUGGGAACGCAGUCAUCCUGCUCUACAUACAGCACUCAGACAGCAAAGACAUUAACUUCCUCUUGGCCUUGGCCAUGACGCUUAAGUCGGCCACUGACAACUUGAUUUCUGACACUUCAUAUUUAAUUGCUAUGCUAGGGUGCAAUGAUAUUUACAGGAUCAGUGAGAAGCUUGACAGUUUAGGAGUGAAAUAUGAUUCUUCGGAACCCUCAAAACUUGAACUUCCAAUGCCCGGCACCCCAAUACCUGCUGAGAUUCAUUACACUCUGCUGAUGGAUCCGAUGAACAUCUUUUACCCGGGAGAGUACGUCGGGUACCUCGUGGAUGCUGAAGGUGGUGACAUCUAUGGGUCGUACCAGCCAACGUACACGUACGCCAUUAUUGUGCAGGAAGUUGAAAGAGAAGAUGCUGACAGCUCUAGUUUUCUGGGAAAGAUAUAUCAGAUUGACAUCGGUUAUAGCGAGUAUAAAAUAGUCAGCUCUCUUGAUCUGUACAAGUUCUCGAGGCCCGAGGAAAGCUCUCAGAGCAGGGACAGCGCCCCUUCCACGCCGACCAGCCCCACGGAGUUCCCGGCUCCUGGUCUGCGAAGCAUCCCCCCUCUCUUCUCUGGGAAGGAGGGCCACAAGACCUCCUCUUCCAAGCAGCACUCCCCCAGAAAGCUCAAGGUGAAUUCUUUACCAGAAAUUUUAAAAGAAGUGACUUCAGUGGUGGAGCAAGCAUGGAAGCUCCCGGAGUCUGAAAGAAAGAAGAUUAUUAGGCGGUUGUAUUUGAAGUGGCACCCUGACAAAAACCCAGAGAAUCACGACAUUGCUAAUGAAGUGUUUAAACACUUGCAGAAUGAAAUCAACAGAUUAGAGAAACAGGCUUUUCUUGACCAAAAUGCUGACAGAGCCUCGAGGCGAACAUUUUCAACCCCAGCAUCCCGCUUUCAGUCAGAAAAGUGCUCGUUCCAGAGAUUUUAUACCUCGUGGAAUCAAGAAGCAACGAGCCAUAAAUCUGAGAGGCAACAGCAGAACAAGGAGCAGGGCCCCCCUCCUGCCGGGCAGACCUACUCCCAGAGGUUCUUUGUCCCUCCCACCUUCAAGUCCGUCGGGAAUCCCGUGGAAGCGCGGAGGUGGUUACGCCAAGCCAGGGCAAAUUUCUCAGCCGCCAGGAACGACCUUCACAAAAAUGCCAACGAAUGGGUGUGCUUUAAAUGCUUCCUUUCCACCAAGCUGGCCCUGAUCGCUGCCGACUAUGCUGUGAGGGGCAAGUCUGACAAGGACGUGAAGCCAACGGCACUUGCCCAGAAAAUUGAGGAGUACAGUCAGCAGCUGGAGGGGCUGACGAAUGAUGUCCACACAUUGGAGGCUUACGGGGUAGACAGCUUGAAAACAAGGUACCCUGACUUGCUUCCCUUCCCACAGAUCCCAAAUGACAGGUUCACUUCUGAGGUCGCCAUGCGGGUGAUGGAGUGCACCGCCUGCAUCAUCAUCAAACUGGAGAAUUUUAUACAACAGAAGGCGUGAAGGUGCUUAGAGAAGAAACAGCAGGGCUGGCUGUUGAGCAGGCUGUAGCACAAACACAGACAGCGUCCUUCCUCGGGCCCCGCCGCCAGCUCUGCAGGGGUGGCGAAGCGCGCUGUGGACGGCGUGGGGGCGCUGUGCAGUUGUCUGAACGUGAUUGUCGACGGAAGGCUGAGUCAGAGUUGUUUUGACGACGGUGGUGACUGCAGAAUCUCUGGCUGUGCUGGGCUGGCUGGGAUGGCACAUUUUGAACAGCACUUUAUAUAACCAAAGCUUAGCCAUUUGUUAGAGAAGAGUGUGUGUCUCUGGUUAGGAGGAAGUUAAUUUUAUGUUUUUAACAUGAUAUUUUUGAAGGAGCUCAUGAAACACUGGACAUAUCAUUGGUUUAAACGAAGAAGGGGAAUUAAGUCUUUGGAGUUUAUCACUUCUUUAAGUGGACCCUCUCGGAUGUAUUAUUUUCUUAUCAGCUGGAUCUGAUUAUGAAUUUGUUGCAAUUUUACAUAUUAAGCCCUCAGUAUGUGUAACAAAUGGUACCGCAUUUUAAUCCUGAGUAUUACUUGAUUGCGAAUCUGCAGAUCGUACUUGCUGGGUGCACUUUACGUCCUUACCUUCCAUGUGUUUCCGCCCUAUGUUUACAGGCCUCCGAGUUCACGGAGAUCACGCGGGGGGAACCCCUUGCUGGCAGUUCUAGCCCGGAGAUGUUAACGCCGCUCCCAGGAGCUGCUUGCCAGAGCAGCGUUUGUCACCUGUUAGGACAUCUGCUUUGUUUGUGCAUAUUCCCCACAAAUGUCGGCAUUUAGGUGGUGUGGUCGAACACGACGCAAUCUUCUGUCGUCUACAGGUGCUGCAGUGAACCCCUGUUGCCCCUCAACGUGGCACUUAGUGCAGGUUUUGGAUUUUACUUUGAAGACGUGAAGCAAUUGUAAAAUCAUUGUGACGAUAUCUAGCAGGCUAUAAAGAGGAAUUAUCGGCUUGUGUUUCCCCUAGGAGUGACUCAGAACUGGCAUUCAAUUUUUAUCAUGUUUGAAUGUCCUACGGACAUAUUUCUUUUGCAGAGUGUAAGAGAAAGGUGAUGAUAAUUAGUUCACAUAAGUGUGCUGGCUGUAAAUGAUGCUAAAUGUAAUAUUUUAUGCAAUGAAGGGCUUAUGGAACAUACUGAAACUUUUUUACUUUUCUUGGUCAUAAGGAAUGUUUGCGCCUCCACUAUUGUAUUGCUUCUGGAUGUGAAGCCAUGUGAUUAUUUCUGCUAUUAAGUGCCACAAUUUUAAUAAAGCAAAUGUACAUAUGAAAUCAUUGCAA
Messenger RNA from Vicugna pacos (alpaca), 14917 nucleotides. The record is from RefSeq and is a predicted model, not a curated record. Lineage: Eukaryota; Metazoa; Chordata; Mammalia; Artiodactyla; Camelidae.